AUGUCAUUCCUCACGCGCUGCGCUCCAUCUGUUCGUGCGCUUGCACUGAUGAACCCCGCAGCUGGUGUGUGUAAAACAACCACCGCUACUACGCCUGUCUUGGCUAUUGGGGGGUCCUACAGAUCGAUCUCCUCGACAAGAAAGAGGGAGACUGGACCCGUGGACGCUGCGAAGAGCACCCUGAAGAAAGCUGAUCGGCUUGUUUCCGAUGCUGCGGUGAAGGGGAUCGAGACUGGAGAAUCUGCGGCACAUAAGGUCAAGGAGACCGUUGGCGUGGCUGGUAGCCAGGCCAAGGAAAAGUCGGCGGAGUUGAAGGGUGCUGCGGCCGAGAUGGCCGGGAAGGGUAAGGGUAAAGCCCAAGAGACGCUGAGUGAGGUCAAGGGUAAGGCGAAGGAGGCUGCAGACAAUGUGAAGUCAUAG
Aspergillus ochraceoroseus IBT 24754 is the source of this 420-nucleotide messenger RNA. RefSeq lists its product as uncharacterized. NCBI's taxonomy places the organism in Eukaryota, Fungi, Ascomycota, Eurotiomycetes, Eurotiales, Aspergillaceae. The transcript is spliced from 2 exons. The record is from RefSeq and is a predicted model, not a curated record. Bases 1 to 420 code for a protein of 139 amino acids.